This is a messenger RNA of Talaromyces atroroseus, 783 nucleotides long. RefSeq lists its product as hypothetical. Gene Ontology annotation, molecular function: methyltransferase activity. Lineage: Eukaryota; Fungi; Ascomycota; Eurotiomycetes; Eurotiales; Trichocomaceae. Bases 1 to 783 code for a protein of 260 amino acids. The transcript is spliced from 5 exons. The record is from RefSeq and is a predicted model, not a curated record.
AUGAAAGCCGAAAAGAAGCGAUUAGAAUCAUUACAUAUCGUCUUCACGAGUGCUUUCGACGGAUAUUUGCACCUAGCUCCUAUAGACUGGAGUCCGCAGCGCGUAUUAGACAUUGGUUGUGGAACUGGGACAUGGUGCAUUGAAAUGGCAGAUUCAUAUCCUGGUGCCGAGGUCAUUGGAGUCGACCUCAAAGCUUUCCAGCCAUUUCUAGUGCCUCCAAAUUUAUCAUUUGAAAUCGAUGAUGUGGAGGAAGAAUGGACUUGGAACCGCUCUUUUGACUAUAUCCAUGCUCGCUACAUGGCUGGGACAAUUUGCGAUUGGCCUAGACUGAUACGGCAGUGUUUUGAUAACUGCAUUUCCGGCGGCUGGGUUGAAUUUCAGGACAUGGAUUCAAUAUACGUUGCUCAUGAAGCAUCUGUGUCCAAAGAAGGCCGCAUAUUGCAAUGGCUUGCAUACAGCUGCAAUAUCAAUGAUUUGAGCGAAUUGGCCAUUCACUUAGACUCAACUUUUGCUCAAUGGAUGCAUGGGGCUGGUUUCAUCAACAUCCACAUUGUUAAAAGGGUUUUGCCCCUUGAUGUGUUAGCAGAAGAUUUGAAGUCGGAAGGUGGUCUUUAUAGUGAAACUCAGCUACAUGGCGGUCCUUCCGAUAUGAAUAGGGAGUCGUUCGAAGAUGCACCUGGCUGGGCUAGUGGCCAGGUUGAUGCUUUCAUCGAUGACAUUCGAAGAGACCAUCCUUCGGUAACUCUAUAUACAGUUUAUGGUCAAAAACCGAUCCACGAGUAG